CUGAUUUUAAAUAGUCUUAAAAUACCUAACCAGAAAUAAACCCGAUGAUCAGAAUGAACACUUUUGCUAGGCAUACUUAAUCCGCGCAACUCCGGUUCUACUUAUGAUACAAAUUAAGUAAUAUCUCAUUUGAUUAUGUUAAUUUAUAGAUAUAAAAUAUAUAAAUUUCCUUAUUUAGUUAUUUUAGUGACAGAAUCAGCAAAAGAUAAGAAUAGAGAGAGAAAGUGGAGAGAGAAUGGGCAAAGGAGGAAAGUCCCAUGGAGAUGAUGGAGAAGAGCAGAAUAUGGCUGCUUGGUUAACAGGAAUUAAUACUCUCAAAAUUCAACCAUUUGAGCUUCCUUCACUUGGACCCCAUGAUGCAAGGAUCAGAAUGAAGGCUGUUGGUAUUUGUGGAAGUGAUGUUCACUAUCUCAAGACCUUAAGAUGUGCAGAUUUUAUAGUGAAAGAGCCCAUGGUAAUUGGGCAUGAAUGUGCUGGGAUUAUUGAAGAAGUUGGAAGUGAAGUGACUUCACUAGUGCCUGGUGAUCGAGUUGCUCUAGAGCCGGGGAUCAGUUGUUGGCGUUGCAAUCAUUGCAAAGGUGGCCGCUACAAUCUCUGCCCCGACAUGAAGUUCUUCGCUACUCCGCCUGUACAUGGCUCGCUUGCAAAUCAGGUGGUACAUCCUGCAGAUUUAUGCUUCAAGCUCCCAGAUAAUGUCAGUUUAGAAGAAGGGGCUAUGUGUGAGCCACUAAGUGUUGGUAUUCAUGGUUGUCGCAGAGCCGAUGUUGGCCCCGAAACCACUACAUUGAUUAUGGGUGCUGGACCUAUCGGUCUUGUGACAUUACUGGCUGCUCGAGCUUUUGGAUCCCCGAGAAUAGUCAUAGUGGAUGUAGAUGGUUAUCGUUUAUCAGUUGCAAAGCAACUUGGUGCAGAUGAAAUCGUCAAGGUCUCAACCAACAUGGAGGACAUACCAGAAGAAGUGGCGCAGAUUCACAAGGCUAUGGGAAGAGAGGUCGAUGUGACUCUCGAUUGUGCGGGAUUUAACAAAACUAUGUCCACUGCUCUUGGUGCAACUCGAGCGGGUGGUAAAACUUGUCUCAUCGGAAUGGGUCAUGGUGUGAUGACUGUCCCUCUCACCCCUGCUGCUGUAAGGGAAGUCGAUAUUAUAGGUGUGUUCCGUUACAAAAACACAUGGCCUCUAUGCCUCGAUUUUAUAAGUAGUGGUAAAAUCGAUGUGAAGCCUCUUAUAACCCACAGGUUCGGGUUCUCACAAAAGGAGGUCGAAGAAGCAUUCGAGACAAGUGCUCGUGGUGGUGAUGCAAUUAAGGUUAUGUUUAAUUUGUAAGGAAGUGUUCAAGAAACAAUAAGAUUAUGCAGGAAAAUAGAGAGUACAAGACUUGAAUGUUGUCCUACAAGCUCUACUUCUGUGUGAAUGAAUGAGAACCAUAUAUAGUAAGGGAAGAAUAUGUGUUAUGAACAAUAUGUAGAAGAUGAGUUCAAUAGUGAAGUAAUAUUUUCAAAUUUAAUAAUUUUUUAUA
Messenger RNA from Amaranthus tricolor (Joseph's coat), 1517 nucleotides. Its product is annotated as sorbitol dehydrogenase. Bases 236 to 1324 code for a protein of 362 amino acids. The record is from RefSeq and is a predicted model, not a curated record. Gene Ontology annotation, molecular function: zinc ion binding; oxidoreductase activity, acting on the CH-OH group of donors, NAD or NADP as acceptor. The transcript has 6 exons. NCBI's taxonomy places the organism in Eukaryota, Viridiplantae, Streptophyta, Magnoliopsida, Caryophyllales, Amaranthaceae.